Mesocricetus auratus (golden hamster) is the source of this 2403-nucleotide messenger RNA. RefSeq names its product alkaline phosphatase, germ cell type-like. Gene Ontology annotation, molecular function: alkaline phosphatase activity. Gene Ontology annotation, biological process: dephosphorylation. Gene Ontology annotation, cellular component: plasma membrane. The coding region runs from base 72 to 1655 and encodes 527 amino acids. NCBI's taxonomy places the organism in Eukaryota, Metazoa, Chordata, Mammalia, Rodentia, Cricetidae. The transcript is spliced from 11 exons. The record is from RefSeq and is a predicted model, not a curated record.
CCUUCAGCUAGUAUUCGGUCUUCCAGGCUCUCCUCCACCAUCCUCAGAACCACUGCCAUCCAGCCAGCGCCAUGUGGGGAGCCUGUGUGUUGCUGCUGACCCUUGGACUGCAGCUGACAACUGGUGUCGUCCCAGUGGAGGAAGAGAACCCAGACUUCUGGAACCAAAAAGCAGCCAAGGUCCUGGCUGCUGCCAAGAAGCUGCAGCCGUCUCAGACAUCAGCCAAGAACCUCAUCAUCUUCGUGGGGGAUGGGCUGGGGGUGUCCACAGUGACAGCCACCAGGAUCCUCAAAGGACAGCUGCAAGGCCAUCUGGGACCUGAGACACCUCUAGCCAUGGACCGCUUCCCGUACGUGGCUCUGUCCAAGACAUACAGCACAGACACGCAGAUCCCAGACAGUGCAAGCACAGCCACAGCCUUUCUCUGCGGGGUCAAAACGAAUGUAAGGGUCAUCGGCCUGAGUGCAGCUGCAGAAUUUAACCAGUGCAACACAACAUGGGGCAAUGAGGUCCUCUCUGUGAUGCAUCGAGCUAAGGAAGCAGGAAAGUCUGUGGGAGUGGUGACCACCACGUCAGUGCAGCACGCCUCUCCAGCUGGCACCUACGCACACACGGUCAGCCGUAAUUGGUACUCGGAUGCAGAGAUGUCUGCCUCGGCGCUGCAGGAGGGCUGCAAGGACAUCUCUAUACAGCUCAUCUCCAACAUGGACAUUGAUGUGAUCCUUGGCGGUGGCCGCAAGUUCAUGUUUCCCAAGGGGACCCCAGACCAGGAAUAUCCAGAUAACCCCCACCAGGCUGGAACCAGGCUGGAUGGACGAAACCUUGUUCAAGAGUGGCUGGCAAAGCACCAGGGAGCCAAAUACGUUUGGAAUCACACGGAGCUUAUUCAGGCAUCCCUGGACCCAUCUGUGACUCACCUCAUGGGUCUCUUUGAGCCUGAGCACAUGAAAUAUGACAUCUACCGUGACCCUGCCCAGGACCCCUCCCUGGCGGAGAUGACAGAGGUGGCUGUGCGCAUGCUGAGCAGGAACCCCCUAGGCUUCUAUCUCUUUGUGGAAGGGGGCCGCAUCGACCACGGUCAUCACGAAAGCAUAGCUUACCGUGCACUGACUGAGGCUGUCAUGUUCGACUCAGCCAUCGAUAAGGCGGACCAGCUCACCAGCGAGCAGGACACAAUGAUCGUUGUCACCGCUGACCACUCCCACGUCUUCACUUUUGGCGGCUCAGUACCUCGAGGGACCUCCAUCUUUGGGCUGUCUUCCUAUAAGGCUGGUGAUGGCAAACCCUUUACCUCCAUCCUAUACGGCAACGGUCCUGGCUACAGGCUCCAUAACGGUGUCCGGGCUGCUGUCACUGAGGAAGAGAGCAGUGACCCCACAUACCGGCAGCAGGCGGCUGUACCCUUGUCCUCCGAGACACAUAGUGGCGAGGACGUGGCCAUAUUCGCACGUGGCCCUCAGGCAAACCUGGUGCACGGAGUGCAGGAGCAGAAUUACAUCGCCCACGUCAUGGCCUUUGCAGCCUGCCUGGAACCCUACACCGACUGUGGCCUGGCGCCCCCUGCUGGCCCGAGAAGUGCAGCGAGUCCAGGCCAGACCUCCACCCUGAUGUUCCUGUUGGCAGGGACAAUGCUGAUGCUGGUGGUGGCAGCUUAACCCUGACUACCCUAGGCUCACUGAACUCCACCCCAGUGGUACACAGCAGCUUCCAUGCCUCUGAGCGCUUCUGUUUCCUGAGACCACCUGGACUUCUGGUUUCCUUCUCCACUAGCCACUUUCUCAUUUCAGAUCAAUCUCUUUGUGUUGCCAAGCCCGCGCGGCCCUGCUUUAGGCCAGAGAGACCUCGGCCAGGGUUAAACCAGCCUCAUGCCAGGCAGCACUUCGCUGCCUUGAAGACCGGGACAAGACAAACUCCAGUGCCUAUUGAGCAUGGCAGAACAAUCAAGCAGCCAGCCGCUCAGCCAGGGCCUUGAGGGCCUAGAGUCUGACUCACCAGCACUGGGCAGUCCCCAUUGCCAGGCUCAGCUGGCUUCUGCUGCACCUUGGAUAAUGGGCCCAGCAAAGCUUUGACACAGCCAUCUACUGACCCUCAGUAGGCUCCCUACCUCUGCCUAGGCUCCCUUAAGAGGCCCAGCACAUGGAAAGCCUUGGCCCCCCAGCCCCCAUCUGGGCAUCUGGGCAGUGUCAGCACUUGGCUUCCUCCUCAAACGGCUGGGCCUGCACCUGGCCCUCUGCCCCCCAGUGUUUGAGACGGGGUUUGUGCCUAGUCUCCAUCUCAGGCCACCAUCUUCUUACCUCAGCUUCCCAAAUUCUGGGAUUACACAUGGCCCUGCUGUGUCUGGCUGUUUCCCACCCUCCGGGGCCUUCCAUUCUCCUGGGGACAAUAAAACCAGCUGUGACACAA